Molecule: messenger RNA, 1617 nt
Organism: Pseudozyma hubeiensis SY62
Lineage: Eukaryota; Fungi; Basidiomycota; Ustilaginomycetes; Ustilaginales; Ustilaginaceae
Product: histidine kinase
Exons: 1
Coding region: 1-1617 (538 amino acids)
Biological process (GO): phosphorelay signal transduction system
Source: RefSeq, a predicted model, not a curated record
AUGCCGAUUGCUGCAACCGAAUCUAGCCUCGUCGCAAAAAAUAUCCGGUCCGCCUCGCCUUUGCCGCCUGCCAAUUCGCUCCGCAUUCUCAUCGUCGAUGACAACCACAUCAACCUCUCCAUCCUCAGCACGCUUCUCAAGCGUCGCUUCGGUCAUGCUCUAUCUAGGCCCCCGGUCAGCCUCGACAGCGGCCUGAAGGCGUUGCAGCUGCUCCGCACCGAAAUCUUCGACCUCAUCUUUAUGGACAUUGAGAUGCCCUAUCUCGAUGGCGUCGAAUGCACCCGUCGUAUCCGAGCAGGUGAGGAUGGCAUUCUCGAUCCCAACCGCAAUGCCCACAUCGUCGCGGUCACCACCAACGUAGGUCCCGAACCCGGUUCCCUCUAUCGCCACGUCGGUAUGGAUGGCAUGAUCAGCAAGCCGGUGCGCUUCGAGAAUUUUCACCAGUACAUCUGUCCGCUCUCCAUCGAGGCGUCCGCAGCCAAGGGGUCCGUCAGUCCCGUGCUCGUGGGCGCCGAAGAGGUGUUACCCCCCAUGCCUCCCAUCGACCUGGAGCAACGGCUCUUCUUCGUGCCUGCCCCCAACGGCGGCGUCGUCACCACUUCCAAGUCAUCCACACGUGGCGGCGACUCGCCCACUCCCGAGUAUUCGAACGCGAAUGAGUUUGCUGCCAUGCUAAAGGCACAGACAGCCAAGUCGCUGCGCGACCGCAAGGCACUCUCCAUCUCGCGUUCCACCACGCUCUCCGAAGCGCGUAGGUCGUCGUUCAACUCGCCCAGGUCGGAGCAUCUCUCUGCCAUCCGUGUAGUCCAUCAGCCCGGCGCUGUCGACUCUGACGACGCACUCGCCACGGAGGAUCGAGAAAGCUUUAGACGCAAGCACGGAGCUGGGCAGGACAUCACCAAUGCGUCUAUGCUCUCGUUCGAGUCGCUCGUAGAACGUGAGACGCGUGAACGCGAGCUGGACUGUCUCACUCAGAGCCGUGUUCCUACUCUCGUUCGACCCGUUCCCAUCCACCGCGUCAGCUCGCCUGCCUACCUGCUCGACGCUUCGCCUGUCAGCCGCCUGCGCGCCGAGCCGGCUAUGCGCUCGAACCCAGAUCUUGCUGCGCCUCGCGCUGUGCGUCCGGGCAUCCGGCCCUUGCCACGCGAACGACCUGUUCGCAACGACUCUGAUCGCUCUUCGAAUAGCGCAUCGGACAGUGCUGGCAUGUCUGCCUAUGUCUUCUCGUCGGAUCACACGACGACGACGACUAGGCGCUCUUCUUCGCUCGACUUGCUGAGCAGCUUCGAAGGUCACCGCACCGUCAGCCCUUCGUCGUCGCUCACCACACCCGUGUCAUCUCCGGCUGACAUGGAUGCGAUCGCCAACGCAAAGGAUUUGGACGACGACCACGACCGGCGCGAUGCUGUCUUCAGUCCAUGUGCCGACGACCUGCUCGUACCACGCGGACUGGAUUUCCGCACCAUGCCUCUGCUGCCGCCGUUCCCGCCGCUCUCGAGCAAGGCUAUGUCGCUGCAGAACAGUCCACGCAUCCGCGUUUCUGCGGUUCCAGAACUACAGCAAGCUCGCUCUCGAGACGGGCUGAGCUCGCGCGUCGAUGCAUUGCACCUCGAGUGA